AAAAAAUAUCGAGGAAACAACUCAUUUGCUCGAACCUCUUCGAUUAUAUAAACCCUAAUUUCCAAUUUGGAUUUCCUUUUCUUCUACCCCUACCCUCCACCCCCUUCACUCUCCCCCCUACAAAGCACCAUUCUUUCUCUGUAAACUAUUUUCUCCAUUUAUGCUCUCUGACUUCCUCUCAACUCAAUGACUCAUUCAGAGCACUGAUCUCACUCACAUUAUGUUGCUCACUGACUCAAUGUCUACCGUUCUAACAGUCUUGCUUCCUUUGCUUCUCCUACUAUUCACCCUUGGCUAUGUUUCCGCCGCCGAACAGGAAGUCAGAUCACUACUGGAGUUUAAAAAAGGCAUUAAGGACGAUCCUUUGAACAAAGUCUUCGAGUCGUGGAACCAGACGCAUAUCUCCGAUCUGUCAUCCUGCCCCGACAAAUUCUAUGGCGUAGUUUGCGAAUCUGGCUCCGUCACUGCCAUUGCCCUUGACCGCCUCGGCUUAACCGGUGACUUGAAGUUUAAUACCCUCAAUGGUCUUAAGCAGCUCAGAAACCUUAGCCUUUCUGGUAACUCAUUCACGGGUCGGGUCGUACCCGCUUUAGGCUACAUGACCUCGUUGCAGUACUUGGAUCUGUCAGGGAACCAGUUCUACGGGCCUGUCCCUGCCCGCCUUUACGACCUCUGGGGUUUGAAUUAUCUCAAUCUGUCCAACAAUAAUUUUAGUAGUGGUCUUCCGCGUGGAAUUGGGAAUUUGCAGCAGUUGAAAGUUCUCGAUUUGCAUUCCAAUGAGCUUUGGGGCGAUGUACCGGAAUUACUAUCAGAACUCAGAAAUGUGGAAUAUCUGGAUUUGAGUGGGAAUUCAUUCUUUGGUUCGCUCCAGAUUAGUAGGAACAAUGUAUCUAGUCUUGCUAAUACUCUGCAGCAUAUGAACUUGAGCCAUAAUAAGUUGGCUGGCGGAUUUUUUAGUGAGGACUCCAUUAAGAUGUUUCUGAACUUGAGGGUUUUGGAUUUGGGAAACAAUGGAUUAAUGGGGCAACUCCCUUCUAUUGGAUCUUUGCCGAAUCUGAAGGUUUUAAGACUAGCAAAUAACCAGCUAUACGGUUCAAUUCCAGAUGAGCUUCUGGAGGGGUUGGUGGAAUUGGAUCUCAGCGGCAAUGGAUUUUCAGGCUCAUUUGAGAAAGUAAACUCAACUACUAUGAGGACUCUAAACAUUUCAUCUAAUUUCCUUUCUGGUUUUCCUUCAUCCAUUGGAAAUUGUUUGGUUGUUGACUUGAGUAGCAAUGAGCUCACUGGUGAUAUAUCUGCUAUUGAGAGUUGGGAAGCAAAUCUUGAAGUUUUAGACUUGAGCUCAAACCGCUUGACCGGAAGUCUUCCUCCUAAUUUGACUUCUCAGUUUCAACAGUUGACUUCUCUAAGCAUCAAUAACAAUUCUGUUUCAGGCAACCUGCCUCCUUCACUUUUGACCUCUUCAAGACUGGUCAAACUUGAUCUUAGUGCCAAUGAAAUUGAUGGAGAUAUUCCGCCUACUUAUUUUGCUUCUUCAACCUUGAUGACCCUUGAUCUUUCUGGAAAUCAUUUGUCAGGAUCAAUCCCUCUUGGAGCCUCACAUACUAAAGAACUACUUGUCCUCCCUUCAUUCCCCCCAUUGGAAAAUCUUGAUCUCUCAGGUAAUUCCUUGUCAGGUCAUUUGCCUCCUGACAUAAGUAACCUUGCCAGGCUUAAAGUUCUAAAUCUUGGUAAAAACAACUUAACAGGUGAGAUUCCUUCCCAGUUAAGUAAACUUGGCGGCUUAGAAUAUCUUGAUUUAUCCAAUAAUACUUUUAAGGGAAGGAUCCCUGACAAUCUCUCUUCGAAUCUUAAGGUGUUUAAGGUGUCCUCCAACGAUUUAACCGGAAGUAUCCCUGAAAACUUGAAAAGAUUUCCCAUUGCGUCAUUUCAUCCUGGAAAUGCACUGCUUGUCUGGACAAACCAUCCACAACCUGAUAGUAUUCCUGUUCAGUUACCUGGUACCAGCAGGCGUCAUAGCUCUAAAGCAAGUAUAAAGGUAGCGAUCAUCGUUGCCUCGGUUGGAGCAGCUAUAAUGAUUGCCUUUGUUCUACUGGCUUAUCGUCGAUCCAAACUUCAAAACUUUCAGUCUCAAAGUGGGUUUGGCAAUCAAUCUGUUGGUCGUGAUGUUAAACCGGGAAUAUUUAACCGGUCCUCACUUUUCAAAUUCCAGGCCAACUCAGACCCACCCCCAACAACUUCAUUAAGUUUUUCCAAUGACCAUCUUCUGACAUCAAAAUCCAGAUCAUUUUCCAGGAAAAUGGAGUCCACCACAGAGAUCGUACAGUCUAGUACACUAGAUAAUCGAACUGCAACAUCUGGAGGACAAAGAUCCUCCCCUGGUUCCCCUAUAGCUUCUUCUCCCCACAUUAUUGACUCAAUUGAGCAACCUGUGACUUUGGAUGUAUAUUCUCCGGAUCGUUUGGCCGGAGAGCUUUUCUUCUUAGAUGGCUCGAUUUCAUUUACAGCUGAGGAACUAUCUCGAGCUCCUGCAGAAGUUCUUGGUAGAAGUAGCCAUGGCACUUUAUAUAAAGCUACCUUAGGAAAUGGGAUUGUGCUGACUGUUAAAUGGUUACGUGUUGGUUUAGUUAAAGACAAGAAAGAAUUUGCAAGGGAAGUUAGAAAGAUUGGAUCAAUAAGACAUCCACAUGCUGUUCCUCUAAGAGCUUAUUACUGGGGUCCAAGAGAACAAGAGAGGCUGGUUCUAGCUGACUACAUUCCCGGGGACAGCUUAGCCCUUCAUCUAUAUGAGACAACUCCUCGUAAAUAUUCCACGUUGUCCUUCAACAAGAGGUUAAACAUUGCUGUUGAGGUUGCUCGGUGCCUGACAUUCCUGCACGAGAAAGGCCUGCCCCAUGGGAACUUAAAGCCCACAAAUAUAAUAUUGGUUGGCGGUGAUUAUAGUGCCCGAGUCGCGGACUAUGGUCUCCACCGUUUGAUGACGUCAAGUGGAAAUGCGGAGCAGAUACUAAACCUAGGGGCUCUUGGCUAUCGUGCACCUGAACUUGCAAAUGCAACCAAACCCGUCCUUUCUUUAAAGGCUGACGUGUAUGCAUUUGGAGUGAUUCUAAUGGAACUGUUGACGAGAAGAAGUGCGGGUGACAUCAUCUCAGGGCAGCCUGGUGCCGUUGAUCUCACGGAUUGGGUUUCCCUGUGCAAUCAAGAAGGUAGGGGAAUGGACUGUAUAGACCGUGACAUAGCAGGGGGAGAAGAACACUCGAAAGCUAUGGAUGAUUUACUUGCCAUAUCAUUAAAAUGCAUUCGUCCAGUUAACGAAAGGCCUAGCAUCAGACAAGUCCUUGAUGAUCUGAGUUCCAUUUGUGUGUGAUGAAGCCUUGUUUUAUUUUGUACAUGUGUCUGUCAUUUGUCUCUUGGGUUGUGGUAGUAAUUCUUUCUCAUGAGUUUUAUUUUUUAAACCAAUUGGUUGGUUCAGUUGCCAUUCUAAUCCGCGCGUAUGAUCAUUAUUAUAUAUUCUUACAUAAUAUUAUUCCGCUUUGCCCCCCCCCCCCCCCCUUCAGUUUUUGUGUAAAGGGUUGACGAUCAAUCUGUUUAUUGGUUAAGAAUUAACAGUUAAUUAAUUCUUCAAUUAGGAGGAGGAUUACAUUACAUAUCCUGUGUUAUUGUUUGUGCUGCCCGUCAAUGUAACUGGACAUUUCAUUAAUUACUUUGACCGAUUUGUCUUGUAAA
This is a messenger RNA of Cuscuta europaea, 3723 nucleotides long. NCBI's taxonomy places the organism in Eukaryota, Viridiplantae, Streptophyta, Magnoliopsida, Solanales, Convolvulaceae. The record is from the annotation of a GenBank genome assembly.